Cavia porcellus (domestic guinea pig) is the source of this 1020-nucleotide messenger RNA. It is a transcript of the gene Spmip5, whose product is annotated as sperm microtubule inner protein 5. The coding region runs from base 107 to 814 and encodes 235 amino acids. Lineage: Eukaryota; Metazoa; Chordata; Mammalia; Rodentia; Caviidae. The transcript has 6 exons. The record is from RefSeq and is a predicted model, not a curated record.
AGAGAGCAUAAAAGAUAAUGAUCUCCAUGAUCCUUGUAACUGAAACCAUCUCUGCUGCUGGCCUUGAGUGAGACGGUGGUGCUUCCUAGGCUCUGAGAACAAAAUCAUGGAGUCUUCCAAGAUCUUCAUGAGGCAACUGCCAAUUGCACCAGGCUACAGUGGCUUCGUGCCGUUCCUCAGCUGCCAGGAAACCUCCAGUGAGGACAGUGUGGAGCACUGUCUGAAAACCUUCCGGGAGAAGACGCAGCGAUACAAAGACCAGCUGGAGGAAUUCCGCUGCGCCGUGGCCACUGCUCCGAAGCUGAAACCCGUGUGCUCCGAGGAGACGGUCCUGAGGGUGCUGCAUGAGUACGCCCGGCAAUACCACCCCCUGACUCUGGAAUGUAAGAACAUGAAGAAACCCCCCCAGGAGCCCCCAAUCCCUGGCUGGGCGGGCUUCCUGCCCAGAGCCAGGGUCACUGAGCUGGGCUGUGCCACGAGGUACACUGUCAUGGCCAGAAACUGCUACAAAGACUUCCUGAACAUCAAGGAGCUGGCCGAGCGGGCACAUCAGAAAUAUGCGGAACUGUAUGGAGGUAACUCCACACAACCUUCUGCUCUUGCCCCCAAAGUCUUACAGCAUGAAGAGCCAGUGGCCAAAUACUCAGACUUCUCCAGCUCAGGGGGAAUCUGCCCUGCACUUGGAAGACCCCAGAGAACUCCAGAGGACUCCAGAGCUCCGGUGACAUGUGGCUGUGCUCAUAUACCAAAUAUGUGCAGCAACAGGGAGACCUAUCUAGAGCCACUGUCCUCAGUGAAGCAUGCAGACGCCUAGGAGCCUGUGGGCUCUCAGGGAGAGGUGGGGUGGGGGUGCCAAAAGCCUGCUGUCCUCACCCCAGACCCAGCCUCUCACCACACUCCAGUGGGCAGUGAGAAGCUCAACAGCCGGAACUCUUUCCUGCUGUCUGCCUUGGCGAUGACACGACAUUAUGACACAGGUCUUCUGUUGUCCUGUGGGAAUAAAGAGGAUCCUUCUCAGAG